GCGGGUUCGCAAAGGAAGCGGUGCGCGUCGCGUCGGAAGACCUCUCGAAUCUGCCUGUUUGUGGGUGUGCGUGUGUGUUUGGUGGAAAGUUUCGUUCCGUGGGAAAGUUUUUCCAAUUUUUGUUGAGAGUUGAGGAAAGAAAAUUUGUCGGGGUCGAGAAGGGCGUAGGUGAAGUGGGGGUUUGGUCCCCGGUGGGGGUAGUGAAGGUGACCAGGCUGCAGUUCCGGAAUAGAUUGCAACAGCUUCGUUGCGGGAGAGUUGAGCCUCAUAAAUACCGUGAACUGGAUUAUGUCGACGGCCCUCAGGGAUAAAGAGGGCGUUGGAGGGGCGUUGCGGCAACUUCCGGAAGAAACGAGCUGUAUCGGAAUCAUUGGGCACAGUGCUAAAGUGGAUAAUUGAGAGUGAUGUUGGGGUGAUACUUCCGGGACGACUGCCAGACGAGACGAAGAUGACAUCUGCGACAUCAUGCGGCGGUUCUCUCAUAGUGUCAGGGUGACAGAUGUUCGACUUGGUUUUUUGCUCCUCGGAGCAACAUGAUGGAACUAAUGUGGAUUAAUUGACCUACUGGAAGGAAGAAGCUAGCACGUCAUGAGAAUCCCCUACUACUGCCCGAAUCAACCGCAACUUCGACAGCAUCGUGCCUGCGACGUCGACCGUCGGUAUGCAGAAAGGUCGCCCAGCAAGGCUUGCUUCGUCGUAGUCGUCGACGACACUUUCGAUGAUGGGGUUGCAGCAGCAGCAGGAACAUCGGCAUGUGUGGGUGGGGGUGGCUAAAAACCACCCACCACUCUACAGCUGGGGCCACUACCACUGAGAGAGUACCACAAAAACCACUUUUGGCUGGUUUCGCUCCGUGAAUGACAAUCAUUAGAUAUUGCUGCGCUCGUAGAGUGGUAGUUUUGGAUGUGCUUCGUGCUGUCGGUGGUUUGCUAGCUAAUUAAUGGGCCUUUUGAUGAAAUUUGAAUGAAGUGAUUAAUUAAGGUGAUGUCAAGUGUACAAAUUUCGGGCAAAAGCUGCUAAUUGGAAUGCUAAUCGGCGGAAAAGGGUGAAAUUUUGGUGCGAUUUGCUUUGGCUUAGUACCACGUGCGUGUGUGUGGGAGCAGAAGGGGUGGAAGUUUGUAGGGAGUUGUGUAGUGUGAAAUGAGCAAAUUCCGUAUCAGCUACAGCGCCUUGGGUAUGUCUGAGGAAGCGUCAACCAACGGUUCACCAACCGGUAGUUGGAAAGCGUUACGAAAUGUUAAUUUUCCCCCAGAAACCUAUGAUGGGACGCCGGGUUCCGGACGGGGUAGCGUCGAGGGAGGAGGAGGUGGGGUUGGAGGUGCUGGAGCAGGUGGAGGAGGCAGCGUCGGAGGAACGGGCGGCUCGCGACGGGGGUCCAAGUUCUUCCAGCGGCCGCGGUCCAUGUCGGCGUGGAGUGACAUUAGCCGGAGCAGCAUGCGGUUGGAUGAGAGAGUACGGGUAGAAUAUUAUGUAAAUGAAAAUACAUUCAAAGAAAGACUGCAACUAUAUUUUAUAAAGAAUCAAAGAUCAAGUUUAAGGAUACGUAUUGCUAAUUUACUAUUUAAGUUACUAACUUGCAUUUUGUACAUAUUUCGAGUAGUGUCGGACCUAGAUCCAACGUUUGCAACUUGCUACGGCUGCAAGGUGUCAAACAAAACAGAGUUCCUGGACUCGGCCAAACUGACGGAGGAGGAGUUCCAGGAGAAUCCGAUCAUCAACUGGGACGCGAUCCUGUGGGUGAACCGGUCCACGGAGCUGUGGGCGGUGCAGCUCGUCCUGGCGCUCGUUUCGCUCACGGAAGCGCUGCUGAUUGCCUACCUCGGGUACAAGGGCAAUAUAUGGCAGCAGAUUUUAUCAUUUCAUUUUAUUUUGGAACUUGUUACAACGAUACCGUUCACAAUUACGAUUUUAUGGCCUCCGUUCAGGAACUUGUUCAUUCCAGUGUUUCUCAACUGCUGGCUCGCAAAACGUUCCUUGGAAAAUAUGUUUAAUGACCUGCACCGGGCGAUGCAAAAGUCCCAGUCUGCCCUGUCCCAGCAGCUGACAAUCCUGUCGGCGACCCUACUGUGCUUAGUCUUCACAAGCGUCUGCGGCAUUCAGCACUUCCAGCGGGCCGGCCACCGGCACCUGAACCUGUUCCAGAGCACCUACUACGUGGUGGUGACGUUCUCGACCGUCGGCUACGGUGACUUUGUGCCGGACAUUUGGCCCUCGCAGCUCUACAUGGUGAUCAUGAUCUGCGUGGCGCUGAUUGUGCUACCGACUCAGUUUGAACAGCUGGCCUUCACGUGGAUGGAGCGGCAGAAGCUCGGCGGCAGCUACUCGUCCCACCGGGCCCAGAGCGAGAAGCACGUGGUCGUGUGCUCGACGACGCUUCACGCGGACACCAUCAUGGACUUCCUGAACGAGUUCUACGCCCAUCCGCUGCUGCAGGACUACUACGUGGUGCUGCUGAGCCCGAUGGAGCUGGACACGACGAUGCGGAUGAUACUGCAGGUGCCGAUCUGGGCCCAACGUGUCAUCUACAUUCAGGGCUCCUGCCUGAAGGACGGUGACCUGGCCCGGGCCCGGAUGGCGGAGGCGGAAGCGUGCUUCAUCCUGGCGGCACGCAACUACGCGGACAAAACGGCCGCCGACGAGCACACGAUCCUGCGCUCCUGGGCGGUCAAGGACUUUGCCCCGAACAUCCCCCAGUACGUGCAGAUCUUCCGGCCCGAGAACAAGCUGCACGUCAAAUUUGCCGAGCACGUUGUCUGCGAGGACGAGUUCAAAUACGCGUUGUUAGCGAACAACUGCACGUGUCCCGGGGCGAGUACGCUGGUGACGCUCCUGCUGCACACGUCAAGGGGACAAGAGGGCCAACAGUCGGCGGAGGAGUGGCACCGGCUGUACGGCAAGUGUUCCGGAAACGAGAUCUACCACAUCGUACUCGGCGACAGCCGGUUCUUCGGCGAGUACGAGGGAAAGAGCUUCACGUACGCCAGCUUUCAUUCGCACCGAAAGUACGGCGUUGCCUUAGUUGGUGUUCGGCCGGCCGAGUUACCAGAGUUUUACGAGGAGACGAUUCUGCUGAAUCCGGGCCCUCGACAUAUCAUGAAAAAGGACGACACCUGCUACUACAUGAGCAUCACCAAGGAGGAAAACUCGGCCUUUGUGGUGAACCAAAAUCAAACCCAAAGUCCCGACCAACCUCCGAAAGAGACGACCUACGCCGAGAGUGGGCUCCUGACCACGUCCAACGCCAACACCAUCACCGUAUCGGACUCGAAGCAAAACCUCAAGGAGGCCCUCCCCGGCACGACGCCGGCCACCCCGGCCUCGGUCACGACCCAGUCUUCGCUGGGACCGCCGGCCAUCACCACGGCGAACCACCUGGAGAUCCCGUCCAACAACAACCCGAACCUGCUCAGCCCGGACGUCCUGAACCAGCGACGGGGGAGUCGGAGACCGUCGAUCCUGCCCGUGCCGGACAUGUUCACGUCUUCGUCGUUCAGCAUAUCCGGCGAGGACGGCAUCGACGGCGAGGACAACGAGAGCGACGACGAGUUGGACGAUGACGUUCCGUGGAGGGCGCCCUCGGAGAAGAUCGCGAUUGUCAAAGGUUUCCCGCCCGUUUCACCCUUCAUCGGCGUCAGCCCGACGCUUUGCUUCCUACUCAAGGAGAAGAAGCCCCUCUGCUGCCUUCAGCUUGCUCAAGUCUGCGAACACUGCAGUUACCGUAACGCCAAAGAGUACCAGUGGCAGAACAAGACCAUCAUCCUGGCCGCCGACUACGCCUCGAACGGCAUCUACAACUUUAUCAUCCCGCUGCGGGCGCACUUCCGCUCGAAAACCUCGCUAAAUCCGAUCAUUUUGCUGCUGGAACGGCGACCGGAUAUAGCCUUCCUGGACGCCAUCUCGUACUUUCCACUGGUUUACUGGAUGUUGGGUUCCAUAGACUGCUUGGAUGAUCUGCUGCGUGCUGGGAUCACGUUAGCCGAGAACGUGGUCGUUGUAAAUAAAGAACUGUCAAACUCGGCCGAGGAAGAUACGCUGGCGGAUUGUAACACAAUCGUGGCGGUGCAAACCAUGUUCAAGUUCUUCCCCAGCAUCCGCAGCAUCACCGAGCUGUCGCAGAGCUCGAACAUGAGGUUCAUGCAGUUCCGGGCGCACGACAAGUACGCGCUGCACUUGAGUAAGAUGGAGAAGCGAGAAAAAGAGCGCGGAUCGCAUAUAUCGUACAUGUUCCGGCUUCCAUUUGCCGCCGGGAACGUCUUUAGCGCGUCCAUGCUCGACACCCUACUGUAUCAGGCCUUCGUCAAGGACUACGUCAUCACGUUCGUGCGGUUGCUGCUCGGGAUCGACCAGGCCCCCGGCAGUGGCUUCCUAACCUCGAUGAAAAUCACCAAAGAUGACAUGUGGAUCCGCACCUACGGCCGGCUCUACCAGAAACUCUGCUCGACGACGUGCGAAAUCCCGAUCGGCAUCUACCGCACCCAGGAAACCAGCGCCUCGGAAGCGUCACAGAGUAACUCACCCGUCGCCGAAAAAUGGCGACCUUUCGGAUCGUUCGGCAUUAGACAUUGUGUGCGGUUGCGACCAACGUACUCAAUCAAUAUGGCGGACGAAGCGCGCGACAACCACAUGCAACAGAUCGAACGGGCGGAGAUUGCCAACCUGGUCCGAAGUCGCAUGGAAUCGUUGAACUUGCCCAGCAUAGACUACGAUGACGUGAGCGAGAAGCGGAACCACCUGUCGUACGUCAUCAUCAACCCGUCCUGCGACUUGAAGCUCGAGGAGGGGGACAUCAUCUACCUGGUCCGACCCUCGCCCUUCUCCGCCCAGAAAACGUUCGAACGGCACAACUCGCGGCGCAAGUCCAACAUUUCGUUCUGCUCGAACAUCAACCUGGCGGCGGCGGCGGCCGGUUCCCGGCGCGGAUCGGGCAUCGGACUGAACACCAUCGGUGGCCCUCAGUCGAUGUCAGGUUACGUAACGCCCCGAGCUCCCCCGCUGGUCACAACAAAAUCGAACUCUUUGUCUCUUCCAGAUAGUCCUAAUGCGUUGGGACAGAUGAGGGGGCGAAGCAAUUCGCUCAGGAUCGACAGUGACAUUCUACUGCGGCGUUCCAACUCGCUCCGGCAGGGACUACCCAACAUCGGCAACUCGGGCCGGCGGAAAUCGUCGCUGGAGGAGAUUGGCAUAAGCCACUUUGCGACGCUGAUGCAGGCGGCGAACCUGAACCCGAUCAAGAUCGCCCUCAACGGAAGUAUAGGACUGGAGCACUGCGCUAAUCCCUCCUUCCAGGUGACCCCUCCGGAGGAACCUCUGCCGGUAAUUGGCGUUCCGGUGCCCACGGGCAGUGGCGGUGGCGUGAAUCCGUCCACGCUGGGCUCAACCAUGGGCGGAUCGACGCUCGGCCUGAGUACGAUCCACGACUCCAACGGCGGCGGCGGCAGCGGAAAUGGUCGCAACGGCAACCACGGUGGCCUCGGUCCGGGCGGGCUCGUCGGUGGAUCAACCUCGAACCUGGCCACCCUGCGGGAGAACGAAUCGAGCUCGCCCUCGUCCGGCGGUGGUGGUGGUCCCGGCGGUCAGCAGCACCUCCACGGAACGAUAGUAUGAUAUAACUUAAUGUGGGGCCGUAGGCUCCGCUCGGCGGUGCGAAACAACAAGUGGAUAUAGAACUAGCCUCACACCCGUAGCAGCAGCAGCGGCGGACUACAGAAGACGAUUCUAGAAGCAGUUUCCGCUGCACCAACCAAAACUCAGUUAGAUCGCUCGCCGAACGCGGACAUCAGCAGUUACUAUACUAAACUUCAACUGGUAGCUACUUUAGGUUUCAUUAACGAUCAUCAUCGCACAUCUUCUGCGACGCUACAGAGAACAAUCAGCAGACAAGGUUCCUCUUUACUCAGCAACAUCAACCAACCAACAACCAACAGCCAACACAUCCAGAACAAGUAGAACAACAAUUAGUCAGCACGCUGCACAACGAGUUACGAGGAACGCGCAAAAUCCAUUGAGGUCUGGCACCCAAAUCAUAAAAAAGAAGAAAAACAAAACAACUAGACAAACACUACCCAUUAGAAAGGACAACAAAAGUGAUCGAAACUAUCGAAUCGUACGGCGCGGUUUGCAAGGUGACAUUCAAUGAAUGUAAUAAUUAACAAGUAAAACAUGCACACACAUACACACAUCAUUGGGAACAACAACAACAACAGUAAAGCAAACGGCAUGUAAAGUGAAUUACUCUUAACGAACGAAUUGUAAAUAUAAAACAAAAACAAAAAAAAAACACUGUGACCGGUCGGAAAAAUUAACAACAGCAAACAGCUCGGUGUGUGUAACAAUAGUUAUUAAUUAAAAGAAAUGGAAGAAAGAAAA
Culex quinquefasciatus (southern house mosquito) is the source of this 6366-nucleotide messenger RNA. RefSeq names its product potassium channel subfamily T member 2 (gene SLO2). Gene Ontology annotation, biological process: potassium ion transport. The record is from RefSeq and is a predicted model, not a curated record. Gene Ontology annotation, molecular function: intracellular sodium-activated potassium channel activity. NCBI's taxonomy places the organism in Eukaryota, Metazoa, Arthropoda, Insecta, Diptera, Culicidae. Gene Ontology annotation, cellular component: membrane.